AUGUGGCAUUUAAUAAAAACAUUAUGUAAGAAAGAAUUAAAACCUCAAAAUAUACUUCUGGAUUUUGAACUAUCUGUACAUAAUGGCGUUUUGCGUAUAUUUCCAAAUGCACAAAUUAAAUGUUGCCGGUUUCAUCUCGGGCAAGCCUGGUAUAGACAAAUUACAAAAUUGGAACUUAAAAUUGAAUACGGCCAAAAUGAAUCAGAAAUUUCACAUUGGUUAAAGUAUUUCUUUGGAUUGGCUUUUUUACCGCGUACUGAAAUUUUUGAAGCAUUUUAUGAACUAUUUUCUAUUGCUCCGGACAAUCAGAAGAUAUCAGCAUUCUCAGAUUAUAUUUUAGCGAAUAUUAUUGAAAAUGACAGCAGAUAUCCACUACAUCUCUGGGCUGAGCCACCUUCGAACGAGCCAAGGACUACCAAUGGUCCAGAAUCAUAUCACCGUCAUUUGAAAGAUCAAUUUUAUAACCUACACCCAUCUAUUUAUAAUUUUAUUGAAGUGAUUAAAGAACAUCAAGCAGAAGUUUAUUUAAAAUUACAAUCAAAUGGUCAAAAAUCUACGAAUCGAAAAUCUAAAGUCAUCUCCAAUACAAAAACUCGGACCUUGUAUAAAGAAAAAAAAUUUCUUGAUUGGAAUACUUGA
Myzus persicae (green peach aphid) is the source of this 639-nucleotide messenger RNA. RefSeq lists its product as uncharacterized. The record is from RefSeq and is a predicted model, not a curated record. The coding region runs from base 1 to 639 and encodes 212 amino acids. NCBI's taxonomy places the organism in Eukaryota, Metazoa, Arthropoda, Insecta, Hemiptera, Aphididae. The transcript has a single exon.